This is a messenger RNA of Penicillium olsonii, 7764 nucleotides long. The record is from the annotation of a GenBank genome assembly. NCBI's taxonomy places the organism in Eukaryota, Fungi, Ascomycota, Eurotiomycetes, Eurotiales, Aspergillaceae.
AUGAGCUCAUGCAAUGGUAGCCCCGAGCCUGUCGCCAUCAUAGGAAUGGCAUGCCGCCUCCCGGGAGAGGUCACCUCGCCAUCAAAGCUAUGGGACCUACUAGUUGAGGGGAGAUCAGGUCAAUCUGAUGUUCCCCGUAACCGAUUCAACGUUGAUUCCUGGUACCACCCCGACAAAAUGCGGCCGGGUAGCAUAUCAACACGAGGAGGUUACUUCCUUGGCGAAGACGACUCUUACCGUCAAUUCGAUCCGUUCUUCUUUGGGAUCAAUCCCAAAGAGGCUGCCAGUAUGGACCCCCAGCAGCGAAAACUGCUGGAGGUCGUAUAUGAGAGCUUUGAGGCGGCCGGUGCUCGUCUCGAGGACGUUUCCGGCUCAAAAACAGCUUGUUAUGUUGGAAACUUCACAUGGGAUGUUGGCCAGAUGCAAGCCCGAGAUAUUAACCAUGGUGCUCCAUAUCAUAUGACAGGUGGCGGUUUGACAAUAUUGAGCAACCGAGUAAACUAUGUGUUCAAUCUCAAAGGCCCAAGUAUGACAAUUGACACGGCAUGCUCCAGCACAAUGUAUGCUCUGCACCUGGCCUGCCGCAGUCUACAGGCUGGCGACUCCUCAGCUGCCGUGGUAGCCGGCACCAAUUUGAUCUUUGGAGUUGAACAGCAGAUUGGAAGUGUGCGGCUCGGUGUCCUCUCCCCAACCUCGGUUUGUCACACUUUUGACGAGACCGCGGAUGGAUAUGCGCGUGCGGAGGCUGUCGGAUCUCUGUACCUCAAGACUUUAUCCCAGGCUAUUGCAGACGGCGACCCAAUUCGCGCAGUCAUCCGAGGCACAUCGAUAAAUGCCAACGGCAAGAGCCCAGGAAUCAGUCAUCCCAGUGCACAAGAUCAAGAGAUGGUCAUCAGACAGGCAUAUGCCAGUGCUGGUCUUGAUCUAGAAAAGACGGGAUAUUUCGAGUGUCACGGAACAGGUACCCCCGUCGGAGAUCCGCUGGAGGUAUCGGCCAUUGGAAAAGUCUUUGGCGAUGUGCGAACUGCCGAUAAUCCUUUGCUGAUGGGGUCUGUGAAAACAAAUCUUGGUCAUGGAGAAGCAGCCAGUGCCAUCUCUAGUUUGAUAAAGACAGUUCUCUGCUUGGAGAAGGGGGAGAUUCCUGCAACCAUUGGGAUCAAACGAUUGAACCCUGCCCUAGACCUCCGCGACGGUCGGUUGCAGAUCGUUCAGAAACUAUCAUCGUGGCCAACUGCACAGUCAUACCGCCGAGCCAGUGUCAACUCAUUUGGGUAUGGUGGUGCAAAUGCGCAUGCUAUUCUGGAUGCAGUGCAGUCAUAUCUGAGUAGUUUGCGACAAAAUAUCCCAGCAUCUCUCCCGGCUCCUGAGAACAUCGUGGCGAAAAAGAAUAUAUUGCUGCCAUUUUCGGCCCACAGCGAGUCGACAUUGGAGAAAAACAUCAAAUCUAUUUCCGCCGACUUCCAAGAUGAUCUUUUCCUCCGUGACCUGGCACAUACCCUGAGCGCGCACCGCAGCAACCACUCCGCACGGGCGUUUACUAUCGUCCCUGGCGAUUUAAAUGUGGCUCAGCUCUCCGAUUCGCUGAGCUCGGACAAGCUUACAACUGGAACUGCCAUGGGCGCGUCUCCAAAGCUUGCCUUUGUGUUCACUGGACAAGGCGCGCAAUGGGCACAAAUGGGCCAUGGAUUGGCCCAGGAGUAUGCCAUAGUGCGCCGUACCCUGCAAAAUCUGAGCGACAUCAUAUCGAAAUUACCCAACGCGCCGGAAUGGAACCUCCUCGAGGCUCUUGCCCAGCCAAAGUCGAAGAGUCGCGUCAACGAAGCGGAGCAAUCGCAGCCUUUGACUACGGCAAUCCAGAUUGCUAUGGUUGAUCUCUUGCGCUCCUGGGGGGUGAAUCCGACGGCCGUCGUCGGCCAUUCUUCUGGAGAGAUCGCAGCCGCCUACACUGCCGGGCUCAUUUCGGCCGCCGAAGCCAUCAUCAUCGCAUACCAACGAGGCGCAGCGACAGUGAAGAGCACACAGCAUGGCGCUAUGCUGGCUGUCGGCAUGGGCCCCGAAGAGGUCGUGAAAGUCAUCGAAGAUAUUCCGGAUAUUGGUAUCGCGUGCUACAAUGCCCCGGAUAGCGUGACCCUUAGUGGCACGGAUGAGGCAGUUGAUGAGGCACGAGGUCGCUUUGCUCGUGCUGGUGUCUUCAAUCGAAAGCUGGUAACUUCUGGUAAUGCAUACCACUCUCAGUUGAUGACCGAGGCUGGAGCACACUAUGAACAAUCACUUCGGGAGUGUCUUCUUCCCAAUGACCCCCCUUCGGCUGGCCUUUCAACGGUCACAAUGUUCUCGUCGGUGACCGAGGAAGAGCUUCCGAUCGUCGAUCUCGACUACUGGAGGAGGAACCUUGAAUCCCCUGUGAGGUUUGACCAGGCGACCCAAAAACUCCUCAAGGCGCGCUCGGAGGUAAAUGUGGUGAUCGAGAUCGGCCCCCAUUCGGCUCUGGCCGCGCCAGUCAAGGCAAUCCGCUCGAAAUUGGGCUAUACCCCAGAGCGACUGGAGUAUAUGUCAGCCCUCAAGCGUAAUACCGACUCGGUUGAAAGCUUGCUCAAGCUGGCGGGAUCUCUCUUCUUGUCAGGAUGGCCUAUUGACCUCUCCACCGUGAAUGCGGACGAGACAAUGCACAAGGAUGAUGAUGGCGCUGAGAGUAUCCAAUACUCGCACGGCGCUUUUAUCAAAGACCUUCCCACAUACCAGUGGUCCUAUGAUGAGGAGCUUCUUUGGAACGAAAGCCGUCUCAGCACAGACAUCCGUUUCCGUUCAUACCCUCACCACGACCUGUUGGGAAGUAGACUCCCCGGCACGUCUAAUGUCUCACCGGCGUGGCGAAACCUCAUCAACUUGGAGAAUGUUCCCUGGCUCAGGGAUCACAAAGUCGGUGAUGAUAUUGUCUUCCCAGCCGCUGGAUAUGUUGCCUUGGCUGUCGAGGCUAUCACUCAGAUCCGCAAUUCGAGUAUCUCUGGCAUGAAGGACGUUUACACUCUGCGUGAGGUGAAUAUCAAAGCCGCGAUGGUGCUCAAGGACGGGCUCAGCACAGAACUGAUGUUUGAUCUUCGGGCUGUGCCUAGCCAAUCUGCCACCUAUCACUUCGCUGUGAGCACUUUCUCGCAGGGAAUCUGGACAGAACACGCUACUGGAGCGGUUCAAAUUGACAACGAGAGCACCGAUGAUCGAUUGCUGUGGCCCGAUAACAGGAAUGUCGGUAGUCGCGGUGGCAUGAACAAGAGCAGUUAUGAUCGCCGUUGGUAUUCUGCAAUGGACAAAGUUGGCUUGGUUUAUGGACCAGGCUUCAAGACUCUUUCCGACAUUCGUGCUAGCCCGGAUCACCAGCAGGCGACCGCGGAGGUUUCAGGGAGUGCCACCGAAGAUUUGAUGGGUCGCCAGUCACAGUACAUCCUUCACCCUACUACCAUCGACGCCUGUCUGCAGCUUUCAAUUAUCGCCGUUCAUCAUGGCAAGCCUGAAAGUCUCAAGAAGGUUUAUCUUCCUGUCGCAAUUCAAAAAUUGACGAUAUGGCCGCAGAACAAUGUCGGGGAGCUCCCUCUAGCAGCCUGUGGACGUGGACACCACCGCGGGCUUCGAUCAGUUCAGACAUUUAUUGAUCUUUCAUCGCCAAACGAGAAACCGAUUCUUCGAGCGGAGAUCUCAUUCUCAUCGCUUGAGACAGCAGCCGUUGAUGAAGGAACAAACAAAAGCCCACAGCCAUACACUAGGUUGGUUUGGAAGCCGGACUUUGAUCGCAUGUCAAAUGCUGAGGCCAAUGUCCUGUUCCACGGUACUCAAGAAGAUAUUUCAACCUCCAGGCACUUUUUCUCUGCCCUGGAAGAAGUCACCAGGCUGGCAAUUCGGAGCAGUGCGGAGAGGCUUCCGAGCGACCUGCAAACAGAUAAUCUGCCUAGCCAUAUGAAUAAAUUCCUUUCAUGGCUGAAGGCAGAGGGAAGUGCUCUGUCUGUGAGUGAAGGGCACGAUGGCUUGACAGGGAAAGGUCUCAUUGAAAAAAUCGAUUCCAUCGUCCGGAAGGUCGAGCAUACUGUUCCCGAGGCCGCCAUGGUCGCCCAGCUCAACUCUCGAAUGCCAGAGAUUCUAUCUGGGUCUGUGGGUACAUUGGACGUCAUGGUUGAAGAUAAUCUACUGUCAAAGAUCUACGAAGAUGGCUUUGGUCAAGUUGGUGCUUAUGCCAAACUGAGCAACAUCAUGGAGCUGGUGGCCCACAAGGACCCUCGCCUCCGCAUUCUCGAGCUCGGUGCCGGUACUGGUGGUGCGACGAAGCCGAUGUUGCAGGCCCUCCAUGGAGACACCUCGUUGCCAAAGUUCGAGAAAUAUGACUUCACAGAUGUUUCAAAGGCGUUCUUGGGAGUUGCGCAGGAGAAGUUCCAGGGCUACCGAAACCUGGAUUUCGGGAUUCUCGACAUUGAGAAUGAUCCUGUUGCCCAAGGCUUUGAAGAAGGAUCAUACGACAUUGUCUUCGCCUCCAACGUUAUUCACGCAACACGAAAUGUUGCCUCAUCCCUUGGCAACUGCAGAAAGCUCUUGAAGCCCAAUGGCAAGCUCAUUAUCAUUGAGACAACCAAGCAGCGACAAGUUACUGGCUUUAUGCUCGGAGCACUGCCCGGAUACUGGCUAGGUGCGGACGACGGGCGACCAUCAAGCCCAUUCCUGUCCAAAGCUCUGUGGCACCAGAGAUUGCUCGAUGCUGGGCUUUCGGGAGCAGACAUAGUCCUUGAUGAUUACCCGGAACCUGCCGAUUGUACCACUUUGAUGGUGUCUCGCAAUACUGAUGUUGCCCAUCAGAACGGCACCAACGGAGUUAAUGGAGUGCAUUCAUCCAAUGGGUCGACUCACGCCAAUGGCCAGAACGGUACCAACGGAGCCAAUAGAUCAAAUGGGGUGAAUGGGUCCAACGGCAGUCAUGCCCCAAAUGAACAAAAUGGCUUUAAUGGGGGCAACGGCCACCAACCACCCCAGGUCACUCUGCUAUACCGCAACAAGCCCCAGCCGUUCCAGGAGAAGAUUGAGCAGCAUUAUGCAAAGCUUGGCAUAUCAACCCGGUCAAUGGCUCUGGAGGAUGUUCCCUCACUGCUUGAGCAUGAUUCCCGGACCAUCAUGCUUGGUGAGUUGGAGGGCCCACUGAUGGCACGUAUGACUCCAGGCGAGAUGCAGGCCAUCCAAAGAUUCACUCAACUGGCGGCAACCGCCAUCUGGGUUACGAAUAUCGACGUGCUCCAAGGUCAAGAUCCGGAAAAGUCUCUGGUAUUUGGAUUGGCAAAAUCUAUCAUGACCGAACAGCCAUCUUUCCAUCUUUGCAGCGUGGAUGUUGAUAUCGCCGAUGGGCAACCAGGUCAUCAAAGCAGUGUCGAUCUCAUUGUGGACACCGAGAUUGCAUUCCACAAAGACCCUAAUGGUGAGUUAGAUACAGAGUUAAUCGAAAAGGACGGUUUGGUCUACAUCAGUCGGUAUGUGACCGAUGAUGCGGAGAAUGCCAACUUCGAGCGCCACUUCUCUAUCAAGCCGACUGCCACAAGCAUUGUGGAGAGCGACACUUCAAAUUAUUCCCUUGAGUUUGAGAAGGUUGGGCGCCUGGAUAGCUUCUAUUUCAAGGAGCAGGCCCUGGAGUCACUCGGCGAGCAUGAAGUUCUCCUAGAUAUUCAGAGUGCUCCCCUUGAUGCUUUAUCAAUUCCAGCUCUCAAAGGGCAAACAUCCUCUCCAUGCUUCGGCCUCGAGAUGGUGGGAACUGUCCGUGCUGUUGGUCCUCAGACAUCGAGGUUGACGAAAGGAGAUCGAGUAUGCUGCUUCUAUCCUCACCACUUCGAUACGGCAAUCAUCGUGGAUGAGCGUCACUGUGAGCUACUCUCAGUCUAUGAGCGAUCCGAGGACCUCAUCAGCCAGAUACACCCCGUUGUCACAUCGCUGCAUAUCGUUGAAACGUUGCUGCGAUUACAGUCCAAGGAUCGAGUGCUGAUUGACUGUCGCCACGCACAUCUUGCCUACGUGAUCUCGCAAGUCGCUCUUCUAACUGGAUCCGAUAUCCAUGUUACUUUCAACUCCAAAGCUGGACAGGCUCUCCUCCAACAGCUUGGCGACAAGGCUAGCUUGGUUGAUCGUCAGGCUGUAUUUCACAAAGCCUUGCUUGAUACCUCAUUUGAUGCCAUCCUAACCGACGCCAAGGGAGGUUAUCAGCUACUCGGUAAUUCCCUCAACCAUGGAGGUCGCAUCACCGUCUUGUCAAACGCUGUACCUGGUGAUAUGGCAAGUGCGGCAGUAUCAUUCCUCAACAAGGGCAUCACUAUCGGGGUGUUCGAUCCUAUUGAUGGAUUCGCAGCCGCGUCUCUCCAAAAACCCAGUUCCUUAGCCAAAGCACUGGAUCUUCUCCGUCGGAAUGUCAUCCGCCCUGUGCUUUCUACGCAGUAUGACCUAUCUGACUUUUCAGAGGCCAUUUCUCAUAUCUCUCAAGAAGACUUUGUUGGAAGAGCGGUUCUGACUCGUGCGGCGAGCACAGUUGUUCCCGUGCACACAGUCACUGCACCAUUGGUUUUCAACUCACAGGCUUCAUAUCUCUUGAUAGGUUGCCUGGGUGGUCUGGGAAGAAGCCUUGCGACAUGGAUGGUCUCUCGUGGUGCUCGUCAUUUCAUUUUCCUCUCUCGCAGUGGUGCCGAUAAGCCAGAAGCGACUGCUUUGGUGAAGGAACUUGAAGAACUUACUUGGACGCAAUACCCAGAUAUGACCGUACAGGUUGUUCGUGGCGAUGUCUCAAUCAAAGAAGAUGUCAACAGAGCCAUUCUUUGUGCCAAGCAGCCCAUCAAGGGAGUGGUCCAGGCUGCCAUGGUACUCAAAGAUACACUUUUCACUGAAAUGACUCUGGGUCAAUUCAACCAGGUCCUCCAUCCCAAGAUGGUAGGCACAAUCAACUUGCAUGAGCUACUUCAAGGCCAUGACCUCGAUUUCUUCGUGAUGACCAGCUCCGUGCUUGGCGCGAUUGGCGCUGCCAUGCAGAGUAACUACUCUGCUGCAAAUGCAUACCUUGACCACAUGGCACGUCAUCGCCAGAGCAUGGGACUGCAGGCUACAUCCAUUGCAUUGGGCAUGAUCCUUGACGUGGGGCACGUCGAAGAGCAUCCCGAGGUGGAGAAGGCUCUCAAGCGAAAUGGCAUGUACGGGAUCAGUGUCGACGAGUAUCUCCUUAUGAUGGAGUUUGCCUGUCGCCGUCGUGAUCUCGGCAGCGUCUCGAGCACCCAAGGUCCAUUCAAGUACGAUCCCUGUGCGUCUGCCCAUAUCGUUACUGGAAUGGAUCCUACUCGUGUCUCUCGCGCAGGAGGCAAGUCUCUCUGGCUGAAAGACAAUCGGCUGCGCAAUCUUGUUGCCGCACUUGGCGGUGGAAGUGAAGGGGAUGUUCUUAACGCCGAGCAAUCCGGAGGCGCAAACACCCGUGAAUUGUUGGAGGCUGCCCGCGCCGAAGGAGGGGAGACUGCUGUCAAGUCUGUGAUCUUGGGAUUGAUUCUAGCAAGAUUCUCCAAGUUGGUUCUCUUGCCCGUUCAAAAGAUUGACCCGGGCAAAUCUCUGGCGCACUAUGGGAUGGACAGCAUGAUUUCAGCAGAGCUGAAGAGCUGGGCAUGGAAGGAGUUUACAGUGGACUUGCCCUUUUUGGGGCUACUGGAUCAAGGUCUAACCUUUGAUGCACUGGCCGAUCAGGUGGUGGCUCUGGCCGAUACAAAGUCCAGCUGA